Molecule: messenger RNA, 1204 nt
Organism: Microbotryum saponariae
Lineage: Eukaryota; Fungi; Basidiomycota; Microbotryomycetes; Microbotryales; Microbotryaceae
Source: the annotation of a GenBank genome assembly
AUGGGACUCGGAGACAAGUUGUCCGUCAUCGCCGUCGCGACCUUGGCCGUGUGGUCGAUGCUGCUCGCCAACAACUGGACGAGUCGCACACCCCACUUGAAGGGCUUGAACGAGGCCAAAUCGAUCAUUUGGGUCAUCGCGCAUCGUACGUUCUCCCUCCCAUAGACGGGUACGAUCCCGUAUCGAGGUUGUAGACUGCCUGACACCGUCCCGAGGCUUUGGGCAGCCGACGACGAGGCCUUCUUCUUUGGACCUUCGUUGACCAACUUGCUCGCCCCACCUGGCCGGGACGAGGAGAAGAGCAAGAGGGUCUAUCCGGCCGGCCACAUCCUCAGUCUCUCAAGUGGCAAGUCAGAUAUGGUGAUAUCGAUCUGCAGCAUCUUAUGAACUGUCUCUCUCGUCGCUCCCACAGGCAACUACGAAGGCCACGGAGAGGUCCGUACGGCCGAGUUGAAAGAGUCGUGUCGCAUGUUCGCCGUCGACGACGACAAAUGCGUCGUUGUCCAUGAUCCGUAAGUCUGCUAACGCCGGACACUUUUGUUGGAGCCUUGCGACUAAGGCGCUGCCGGUUAUGCCUCCAUCCCCAGUCGACUCGUCGAUGGUCCCGAUCAGACUUGGUCCGCGGAUGUGAUUAAUUCGAUCGUCGCCGAAAAAGUCAAGCAAUGGAACGCCGAUGUCGUAUGUUUGCUCUCGCAUUCACCUCACCUUUUCUAGGCGAUGGCUCAGUUCUGAUCGUUCAUUGCAGAUCAUCACCUUUGACCCGCUCGGCGUCUCGUCCCACCCGAACCAUGCCUCCCUUGGCCAAACCCUCCUCGCGGCACCUUCGACCUUCCCUCAAAUCUACCUCGUUCGGACCACACCUCUCCCUCUCAAAUUUACCUCCCUCCUCCUCCUGCCCCUGAAGCACCUCCAACACAACAUCAUCCCUUCCUCCCUCAUCCCCUUCCUACCCUCCUUACCCGGCAUAGGAGCCAUCGGAUCGCCCUCCCCUCGAACGGUCUUCUUGACGUCUCCUCCCCCCAGCUUCAUCCUGACGAGGUUGGCGUUCGAUGCGCACCAGAGUCAACAGACGUGGUUCAGGACGCUAUAUGCUUUAUUCAGUCAUUACCUCUGGUGGAUCGAGUUGGUCCCGAGGGAGGAGUAUGAGCUUACCAGAGGUGCGCAAGUGGGUCGGCUCAGUGCGGAGGGCAAGACGGAGCUGUAG